This is a messenger RNA of Trypanosoma grayi, 294 nucleotides long. RefSeq names its product Acyl-CoA-binding protein-like protein 3. The record is from RefSeq and is a predicted model, not a curated record. Gene Ontology annotation, biological process: fatty acid metabolic process. NCBI's taxonomy places the organism in Eukaryota, Euglenozoa, Kinetoplastea, Trypanosomatida, Trypanosomatidae. The coding region runs from base 1 to 294 and encodes 97 amino acids. The transcript has a single exon. Gene Ontology annotation, molecular function: fatty-acyl-CoA binding.
AUGACUGAGGUACAGUUCAACGCCGCUGUGGAGUACGUGCGCUCGCUUCCCAAGGACGGGCCGGUGCAGCUGUCGAACGACGCCAAGCUGGAGUUCUACGCACUCUUCAAGCAGGCGACGGAGGGCCCCGUGACGGGCUCGCAGCCUUGGGCGGUGCAGUUUGAGGCACGCGCCAAGUGGGACGCGCGCAAGGCCAUCGAGAACAUGUCGAAGGAAGAGGCGAUGCAGCUGUACGUGAAGCGGCUGGUCGAGGUGACGAAGGAGCUUGGCCACCCGUGGAACCCACCACAGUAA